Messenger RNA from Xyrichtys novacula (pearly razorfish), 9377 nucleotides. The record is from the annotation of a GenBank genome assembly. Lineage: Eukaryota; Metazoa; Chordata; Actinopteri; Labriformes; Labridae.
AGCUGAUCGGAGCUUCAGGACCAGGAUCUGAGAGUCUCACUUGUUGCUGCGCAGGAGCCGAGAGCAGCAGGUCAGAAUCGGGACCGGGUUCACAUCAGCUCUUUACAGCUUCUCAAGUCCAGACCAGGAACAGGACCAGGACUUGUAUUCUAUCAGGACCAGGACCGGAUCAGUGCGGACCUCAGAACCUCCUCUCUGCACCCCCCACCCCGCUGCUGCUCUCAGGUGAGACAUCUCAGCCUAGUCUGCUCCAUCCGAACCGGUCCGGAGGGUUCGGUGGUUUUAUGAAGGUCGGAUCAGACCUGUUUAUCGAUCCCUGAUGGAUCGAUCCGGACUCCGGAGACCAGCAGCCCUCUGUAGAUCCGGUCUAACAGGCUGAAUGGUCGGUACCGGAGUCCUCGGUUCCGGUAGAAACCCUCUUCAGUGUUUAGUGGUCCCGCAGAGGACCGAGAACCAGCCCAUAAUCCGAUCCGGACUCUGGAGUCACGAAUCCUCCCUCAGACCUGCUGUUGCUGAGAGACGGAGCAGGUUUACAUAAGAACCCGGUACCGAGCCGCACACGGGUCCAGAGGCUCUCCGCGGGGGUCCGGGGGUCCAACAGGUCUCUGUGAGGAUCGGUUUAGAGGGGGGGGUUUACAGGAGUCCUGGGGGGUUAAGGUUCUGAGGAUCUGCCAUCAGCCAAUCAGGAGACAGAGAUUUUUAACCUGUCAGGUAUCAACAAACAAGAGAGAGAGAGUGUGUGUGUGUGUGUGUGUGUGUGUGUGUGUGUGUGUGUGUGUGUGUGUGUGUGUGUGUGUGUGUGUGUGUGUGUGAGAGAGAGAGAGUGAGUGUGUGUGUGUGUGUGAGUAUGUGAGUGUGUGAGUGUGUGUGUGUGAGAGAGAGAGAGAGUGUGUGUGUGUGUGUGUGUGUGUGUGUGUGUGUGUGUGUGUGUGUGUGUGUGUGUGUGUGUGUGAGAGAGAGAGAGAGAGAGAGUGUGUGUGUGUGUGUGUGUGUGUGUGUGUGUGUGUGUGUGUGUGUUAGAGAGAGAGAGUGUGUGUGUGUGUGUGUGUGUGUGUGUGUGUGUGUGUGUGUCAGACUCACCUCAGGUGACUCCAGGUAACUGAUAAGACAGCACCUUGGUCUCCAUGGCAACAGCUGACUGUCUGAGAGUAGUUCAGUUAGAAUCAAUAAAACUUUAUUGAUCUGUUAUUGACAUGAAAACCAGCGGUCUGUGUGGACUCUGAGGAUCCAGACUGACCCGGUCUGAGGAGGUCUAAGGAGGUCUUCAUUUCUUCAUGGAAAUACAAUCAGACCGAGACGCUAAGACAGAAGAACUACAGCGUCUGUAAAAUGAUCAAUAUGGUGAUUAUUACUUCAAGGAAAUGAUGAAGAAAUGAUCAUAAAUGUUCUUCCUUGAGCUGCGGCACCCCGCUGUAGUCUGUAAUGGGUCUGCUGGAAGAGAGUAGGUGAGUUGUGUUUAGUCUCUUUGCUAAAGAAAUGAGUCAAAGUUAAAAAGAUGUUUGGUGUCUAGUACUAUGUCUGUGACCCUAUAUGUCCUGUUGAUGAAGUUAGGUGCUGUUCUGAGCAUUAUUUGUGGCUAUAGAGUGGCGUUUUGGUUGGGGGCGUGUCUCUCUGUAUUUCUAUCCUGUGGUCGUUACUAAAGUUGGUAUAACUAGAGAAGCAAGCGGUCGACAACAUUCAUCUCUGGAGGGGGCGGGGUCUAACUCGGUGUUAUGGUGGGUUUGACCCUGAAUUAAUUUUACUGUUCCUCUUUCCUCCAGUUUACGGAUUUGAAGCUGAAAAGUUCUCAGUAUUUCUGAUUUUUCUCCACUUCCUGAAACCAACAUUGCGCAGUAACGUUGUACACAUUCAGCGGGAGAGUCGGCGAGAGUCGCUGUGAUGACGCUCGGCUCAAACAGCGUAUCCCCCGGUGAUCUACUCAAUCUCUGUCCUCCCAUUGGCUGUAUCAGGUGUCAAUCAUAGAAAACAUGAACCCCCUAAUAACUUUUAAAAAUGGAGCUGUACAGAAAAAAGAGGACUUGAGCACAAACCAGUCUGACAGUAACUACAUGUCAACAUCACAACCAGGGGGGAGAAACAUUUAUAUUCUGAGUCAUUCAUUUAUAAAGUUUGUCCACAGCUCCAUAAGGAGGCGGGGUUUAGGACCUAUACUGCAGCCCGUCACCAGAGGGCGCUGUUCUCUCACAGAGCCAGACGGCGUCUAUUCUAGAUACGGUGUACGGGCGUCCACAGAGUGUCCAUCAGACUAACAAGGUCAUGAGGAGCAUCACGUCACAUGACCUGAGCAGCUUUCACUGGAGGAGAACGGACCUUCUGUGGACACCUGAGACCAUCAGAGCUCAGGAAAAACUGGAUCUGCUGGUUUCUGCUGUUUGUUGUUGAACCAGAAUCCCUCAUGGUCUCGGGUUUCUGUGACCUGAGAGUCGAACCUGCUGCUUUGGAUGAAGAUCUCCUCCAGACAAGAAGGUCCAACUGAGAAGAUCCUCAUCAGCACAGGAGCUUUAAUGUCAGAGUGAGAGACACCAGGACCUUCAGGACCUUCAGGACCUCCAGGACCUCCAGGACCUCCUCCUACACGACUGUGACACACAAGACAGAGCUGUGUGUGUGUGUGUGUGUGUGUGUGUGUGUGUGUGUGUGUGUGUGUGUGUGUGUGUGUGUGUGUGUGUGUCCUGGUACACUGAGGCCCGUCCCUCGCUGCUCCACAGAUGACUGAUAUCUCUACACUCUGCUCACCCUCUCACACACACACACACACACACACACACACACACACACACACACACACACACACACACACACACUCUCUCUCUCUCUCUCUGGAGUGUGUGGCAGAGGUGGGCUCUGGUGGCGCUGGUUUCUAACAGGAAGUGCGUGUCUCUGAUGGGGCGGUGUGAGUCAUCUGUAGACGGCGUGGGCUUUGUUGUGGUGCUGCUGCGGUUCUGGUGCUGGUUCUGUUGGGUCUGGAUGGUCGAAGGUGAAACUGAGCCGUGGGCGGGAACAGUUUCAUUCUGGAUCAGCUGAAAGGUCGAGGUCAGGACAGGUGAACGGGUCAGAGGGGUCAGAACUACCAGAACAGAUCAGCCUUCUGGUAUCAGAGGAUUGUGAGGUUCUGAAUCUAACAGGAGGUCCAAAUGUGAGGAGACCUUCAGGCUCAGGAUUCUGUGAGAUUCUGGUUUACUGUCCUGAGAACCUGGACCUGGGUCAGAGUCGGUCUGGGUUAGACAGGACUCCAGAACUGAGCUCCUCUUUUUGGUUCUGGUUCUUUUUAACUUCAAAAUCGAAACAGAAACAAUCCGGUGCAGGACUGACAGCUGAUUGGCUGAUGUCUUCCAGGUGACCUCAGGUGACCUCAGGUGACCUCAGGUGACCUCAGGUGACCUCAGGUGACCUCAGGUGUACCUCUUUAGAUCCGGAUGGUGAGUCCACAGACCGAGACCCUGAGAGGUCCUGGUUCUGGACUCGUUGUCUCUCUCCUGGUCUCCUGACGUCUCUGUUGUUUCUCGUCCUCCAGGAAGUCCGGUUUGAUGUCUGCGUCGGUCCUGUCUCCAUGUGGACCCAUCAGUCUGCUCUGUGGACUCCUCCUGGCCGCCGCCCCGCUCCUCACAGCAGGUAUGACCUCUGACCCUGAGUGCGCUUUAAUGACGUGAAACUCCUCCUCCUCUGGGGGGGGACGGUCUUUAUAUGGUUGAGAUUCAAAGACCUCUGUCCUCUCUGUCCCUGUCCUCUCUGUCCUCUCUGUCUCUGUCCUCUCUGUCCUCUCUGUCUCUGUCCUCUCUGUCCUCUCUGUCUCCGUCCUCUGUCCUCUCUGUCCUCUCUGUCCCUGUCCUCUCUGUCUCUGUCCUCUCUGUCCUCUCUGUCCUCUCUGUCCUCUGUCCUCUCUGUCCCUGUCCCCGUCCUCUGUCCUCUCUGUCCCUGUCCUCUCUGUCCCUGUCCUCUCUGUCCCCGUCCUCUGUCCUCUCUGUCCUCUCUGUCCCUGUCCUCUGUCCUCUCUGUCCCUGUCCUCUCUGUCCUCUGUCCUCCCUGUCUCUGUCCUAUCUGUCCUCUCUGUCCCUGUCCUCUGUCCCCUCUGUCCUCUCUGUCCUCUCUGUCUCUGUCCUCUCUGUCCUCUCUGUCCUCUGUCUCUGUCCUCUCUGUCCCUGUCCUCUCUGUCCUCUCUGUCCCUGUCCUCUCUGUCCUCUCUGUCCUCUCUGUCUCUGUCCUCUCUGUCCUCUGUCCUCUCUCUCUGUCCUCUCUGUCCCUGUCCUCUCUGUCCUCUCUGUCCUCUCUGUCUCUGUCCUCUCUGUCCCUGUCCUCUCUGUCCUCUGUCCUCUCUGUCUCUGUCUGUCCCUGUCCUCUCUGUCCUCUCUGUCCUCUCUGUCUCUGUCCUCUCUGUCCUCUGUCCUCUCUGUCCUCUCUGUCCCCUCUGUCCUCUCUGUCCUCUGUCCUCUCUGUCCUCUCUGUCCUCUCUGUCCCUGUCCUCUCUGUCUCUGUCCUCUCUGUCUCUGUCCUCUCUGUCCUCUCUGUCCCUGUCCUCUCUGUCCUCUCUGUCCCCUCAGGCCGGUCCAAUAACUGCACCCACCCCCUGGUCCCUGAACAUGGAGGUUUUCGCUGUGACCCGUCUCCGUGUCGAGGGUUCCACCAGAAGACCUCCAUCCACUUCUUCUGUGAACCCGGGUUCCACAUCAGCAACAGGGUCCGCGUGUCCAAGUGCCGCCACGGGUCCUGGGUGCCCCCCAUCCCCUCCUGCGUCCCUAUCAGAGGUGAGAGCGGACCCGGGUUCUAAGGGGUCUAAAGGUGGUCCCGGGUCCAGACUUUGACUCACUGGUGUUUGUGUCGUUCACGAACGAUCCGUUCAAAAGAGCCGCUGAGAGAACGACGUGAACUGAGUCACUCUGAGUCCUGAUUGGUUCUUUUCUCCGGUCAGUCGAGUUCAGCCGUCAGCCUGGCGUGACGGUCAGGAGGGGAACCGCCGCCUCUGACUUUGGCGAACGACACACAGGCAGCUAGUGAGCGAGUGGGCGGAGUCUCGUGAUUCACUCACAGCGAAUGAACGACAUGGUGGACAAAAUAACCUCUGAAUGACUUUAUUCGUGGCGUGGUUAACUUCCUGCUGAGCAGCGGUUGGUUAAAACAGGUCAUUAUGGCGCCUUUACAGUAAAACACGUGUUUAAACUUUCCUGAUUUAAAGAAAUACGAUAUUUUAAAUCUUUAAAAGUCUCUGAAUCCUCGCUACAGCUGACAUCUUUAUUUAUUUUUAAUCUCGCCACUUUUCCGACAUAUAAAAGAGCGACGACUCGCGCUCGUUUAGCGGCGUGCUGCUCACUGCUGUGUUGUUUCCGCCGACAGACGGCGACACACAGAGAGGUGAGUUUUUCAGGGCGGGGGAGUGACUCUUCCUUCAGGACUUGGCGAAUGAACGACACGAGUCACCCAGAGAACGACGCAGCAGGGGAGGGGAGGGGCUAAUGAACGAACUCGCCGCUGUGUCACUCACUGGUGUACUGCAGCGACAGGGCGGGGCUCCGAAACACGGACUGAUUCAGUGAACGAAUCUUUUGAACGAAUCGUUUUAAUGAACGAAUCGUUUUAAUGAACGAAUCGUUUUAAUGAACAAAUCGUUUUAAUGAAGGGUCUGGUCUGAGGACUCGGUCUGAGGACUCGGUCUGAGGACUCGGUCUGAGGACUGAAAGUAGGACAGCUGGACUCUUUUAUUUUGGUCUCAUAAAAAGAACUGGGUCAGACUUUAUAACCUGCUGAUAAGAGACCUGAGAACUGAAGACCACGUCAGUCUGGACUCUGAUCGGACCUGCUGAACCAGAGGAAACCAGGACAGGUGUCCAGGGUGAGAGGACCUGGUCCAGUGUAGGAAAGACCAGGUCCCAGGAUCAGUUUACGGGGGUUCAUGGACUGGUCCUGAAGUUGAGAUCCUGGGCUCAGUGGACCACCUUGAACGGGGUCUCAGCUCAUCUCUGCUCCUCAGCAGGUUCCUCUCUGGUUCCCCGGUCUUUGCUCCUCAGACGUCUCUGAGUGUUUGAGGAGCUGAUGGUCUCAGGUGGAUCCGAGCAGGUCCUGAGAGUUCCCCUCUGAUGACUCACUGACCCUGAUGGUCUUCAUGGUCUUCUUGUAGACAGAUACUGAGGUCUCUGGAGCCUGUGAUGAGGUUGGACCAGGCUGAACCUGUUGAAGGUCAGAGUCAGCGGGCCGACGAAGACCAGGUUCUUCUCUCUGACACACCUGGAGGAGGACCCUGGUUUCCUUUGAUCCAGGCCUGCAGUCUCUGCUGGGUGUUAAUGAAGGAGAGUCUGUAGACCACAGAGGUCCUGAUGGACGAUCAGCUGAUGAUCUUUAGGACCUGAGAUUACAGACGAAGGUUCGAAGGUUUGAAGGUUCGAAGGUUCGUUUCCAUCUUCAGUCUCUUCAGCAGGUCGACGUCAGAAAAUCAGUGAAACAACAAAAAGUCUUCAGAGAGAGAAGGACACGUCCUCGAAGACACAGCAGGACAGAGAGUCUCACAGUGUCUCCUGAACCUCUGACAGUGACGUUCGUCUCCGUUUGUUUAUCCUUUGAAGCUCCGUCAUCGUCGUCUUUAUUGGCGGUCGUCUUAAACGCCAAAGUCCGCCCUGUGUGACCUGAUCUAAAGGGUUAAUUCUGAAUGAAACGUCUUAUCAGAUCAUCGUGGUCGUUGUAAACAAAGUGACCUUUAACCUCUGCUGGUGAAACUUCCUGGGUGGGGUCGGGCGUCAUCUAAACACCGCCGCUCUAAAGUAGGCCGACAUUAACCCUUUAGAGUCCGAGUGCGUCUUAAUCCGCCGCCAUCAGCAGAUCGCUUCGAUACUCUGACCUACUUUCAGAGACGCACGGCGCUCUGACUUCCUCUGUCACCGUUUAGUGAAACUCGCCGUGACAGGAUGAGCGCAGAACGAGGAAGUGGUCGAAGCCGCCAAAAUUACCCAUGAGCACUUCCUCUGUGCUGUCAGAGCUUCAUGGAAAUCUUCUGAGUCACAGGAGAAAAAGAGAGACCUCAGAACCGGAUCAAGACCUGUUCCAUCAGUCCUGACAGAGGUUCUGACAGGAUCCGGGUCACCUCAGGGCUCGGUUCCUGUCAGUAAUCCACCGGCGUAGUCGGUGACGAUUCUUUACAGCCGCCUUCAGAGGUGAAGAGCAGAAAUAUUUACAAAAACAUCAAAAAGUAGAAAACAGAAAAGAAAAAACAGAGGAGACAGGAGGUCGACUUUGACCCGAGACAAACGUCCAGACUCUGACAGUUCACCUUUGAAAAAUUAACGCUGCAUCCUGGGUAAUUAGCGACGCUGGCGGGGAGGGCGAUGUUUGGUGUGUUUGUAGGUAUGUGUGCGUGUGCCGGCAGCCAGUGAGGACGCCGCUCAGUUACACCCCCAGAGGUUAAAAUGGCGGUUAUAUUUUAUAUUUCUGAGACGACUUCAGGGAGGACGCCAUCCCCCAUAAUCCCCCUCAGCUCGACUUCUGGUUCUAGUCUGGGUAAUGUUUAUUCCCUCCGUUUAUGACUCACCCAGGUUUGAUCGGACUCUGGACGCCGGACCAUUAAAGUCAUGUGACCUGGCAGAGACUCCUGUGACCUACUUUAGGUCCUGGUUUUAUGUUGGUACUCAUGAGGACCGGACUUUGUCGGGUUUGUCACAGCUGUGAGUUUUUAACCAGAGACUGUAUCUAGAACAGACGCUGUCUGUCUCCUCUCUGAGAACAGCGCCCUCUGGUGACGGGCUGCAGUAUAGGUCCUAAACCCCGCCUCCUUAUGGAGCUGUGGACAAACUUUAUAAAUGAAUGACACAGAAUAUAAAUGUUUCUCCCCCCUGGUUGUGAUGUUGACAUGUAGUUACUGUCAGACUGGUUUGUGUUCAAGUCCUCUUUUUUCUGUACAGCUCCAUUUUUAAAACUUAUUAGGGGGUUCAUGUUUUCUAUGAUUGACACCUGAUACAGCCAAUGGGAGGACAGGGAUUGAGUAGAUCACCGGGGGAUACGCUGUUUGAGCCGAGCGUCAUCACAGAGACUCUCCUGCUGAAUAAGAACAACGUUACUGAAUUACUGAGAACUGUUCGUCUUCAAAUCUGUAAACUGGCGGUAGGCGGAGCCAAGUUGUCCAGAGUAGAUUCAGUCUGUGGUUUUUAAAGGGGUCAGGUAUCUGGUCUGCUCUUUGUGGAUUUGACCUCCAUCAGCUCAGGUUCCGGUGUGAGUGAAGACCACGUUUGGGGUUUUAGUUUGAGCUCCUGGGUUACAGAUCGGUUCUCUACAGAUGCCGGUCUGGUCUGGUCUGGUCUGGUCUGGUCUGGUCUGGUCCGGUCCGGUCUGGUCUGGUCUGGUCCGGUCCGGUCUGGUCCGGUCUGGUCUGGUCUGGUCCGGUCCGGUCUGGUCUCACUUCCUGUCCCUCUCCUCCUCUUCAGGUCCGAACAUGAACGCUGACAGCAGGGAGGACGACACCAUGCCCAGCAUGGCCACGACGGCGGUGGGCGUGUCCAUCUUCCUGCUCACCACCACCGCCUGCCUGGUCGUCAAGUCCCGCCUCCAUCCCUGUCAAUCACAAAGGUGAGAAUAAAACGGCGUUGGUGGAGCUGCUGGUUCGGAGGUUCUGGGUGUCCCGCCCACAGUGACCCUCUCUGUCUCUCUGCCCCUCCCACAGCCGUCACUCCUCAGACCAGCUGAACCUGAUGGUGGACGGACUUCCUGUCUCCCUCCCCUCCUAUGAGGAGGCGGUCUACGGGAGCUGGGGUCAGCGCCUCCCUGCCUGCUCCGCACCAGGACCCACUCAGCUCCUAUUGGCUCAGGAAGCCCCCAGCAGUCAACCCUCGCCUCUAAACAACCAAUCAGACGGCAGUGACUGUUCCCUCCUGUCCAAUCAGAGUCCAGAGAACCCCCCGCCCCCCUACGAGGAGGUCCCCACGUUCCGUCUCAGAGACAGGACGAGUGGCGAGGACAUCCAGCCGGUUUCUCUGUCAGACGAUAAGGACGUCUGAUGGGCGGGCCGCAGGGUCAUGUGACCUCAUGACUGCGUUUGAUUGACAGCUGUCUGCAGCAGCUCAGGAUUUCCUCUGCAGGUGAAACAUUGACGCCUGAUUGGCUGCAUCAGGACGCUCGAACCAAUCACAUGAUGAAGAUGAAAGGCUCUGAUUGGCUGCUUGCUUGGGUUUAAACUUGGACUCGUCUCUCAAAGUUGAUGGUUUGAUGUUUGAAUGUUUGUGGUCGAUCGUGGUCGUUGGCGGUCUGAUGGAGGCGUGGAGCGGAGCGGCCAUGUUUUUCCAGGUGCCCGUGAUCGUGUGAGUGUUUGUGUGUUUUCAGUGUAUCUCUGGAGACCGGAUCCUUCCUGUCAGUGACGGGGCGGGUGGAGGCGGGUGGAGGCGGAUGGAGGCGGCCUUCAUGAGGUC